CAGGAGUCACAUGAUCCUGUUGUCAGUCUUUGGCCAUGCUCCUUUAAGUCGAAGUCCAAAUCAAGCAGCGCAAAUUUCGCCGUCGACACACGCUAACGCAACAGCUUUGGUCAUUUAACUGGACUUUGGAGCGCAACGGCAGCGUUUUGACCAUUUUUCUUUGUCAGUGCCCAGAGGUUUUACUCGUUUUUCCGGGCUCGUUUUGACGCUGACGUUAGCAUCCAGAUAGUUAGCAUACUAGCUCUGUUAGCUCAAGUUGUUGAGCUUUUUUUCGUCCACACUCUCACCAGCACCAACUGGGAGACAAACAUGACGACAACCGGUGGUGUCCACACACGGUGGCUGACAUUUACCCUGCAUCUUGUUUUAGCCGCUAUAGCCGCGCACCAGGGUUUGGCUACCGUGGCACCAUCCACCGAGGCGCCGCACAAAGAGCCUGGCAGACCACUGACAGGGCACUACCAGGUGACCGGCACCAAUGGCAGUGUCUGCUUGCUGGCGUACAUGGGCCUUCAGCUUAACAUCACCUUCAACUCCACCUCCUCAAACCAGACGGUGCAUGUCGUCAACCUUGAGCCCAACGCCACAAAAGCUUCCGGAUCAUGUGACUCAGACAGCGCAAUGCUGCGACUCUUGACGGACGCCAAUACAACCAACCUGACCUUUUUCUUCAUGCUUAACGCUACGUCCAAUAAGUACCACUUGAGUGGAAUCUCUCUGUCAGCAGAUUGGCCAGACAUGAAAGGACCCUUUUCCGCACGUAACAACAGCCUGGACUACCUUCGGGGAACCCUGGGAUUCUCGUACAUGUGCCACGAGGAGCAGACUCUCAAUGUGGACCAGGCCUUGUCCAUCAACACUUUCCAGUUGCAGGUGCAGCCCUUCAACCUCACCCAGAACAAGUUUGGCACAGCCGAGCACUGCCAGCUGGAUGAAGAUGACAUGCUGAUCGCCAUCGUGGUCGGGGCGGCCCUGGCUGGCCUGGUCCUCAUCGUGCUGGUUGCCUACCUCAUCGGGAGGAGGAGGAGCCAUGCUGGGUACCAGAGCAUUUGAAGUGAACCUUCCUUAACACUGGGAAUGCAUAAGCUUACUGAUAAAAAGGGAUGUUAGAUUUGUGAGGAAAUAUCUGGCAAGCAACGGAAGAAUCUUUAUUAUUGUCUUCUAUUUAUUAGUUUUGUAAAGGGAAUUCUGGAAUUUCAGGGCACCUUUUGCUCACUUUGGGUGGCAACCUAUAACGGUUGUCUUUAAGGGAC
Messenger RNA from Syngnathus acus (greater pipefish), 1253 nucleotides. RefSeq names its product lysosomal associated membrane protein 1b (gene lamp1b). Bases 310 to 1053 code for a protein of 247 amino acids. The transcript has 7 exons. NCBI's taxonomy places the organism in Eukaryota, Metazoa, Chordata, Actinopteri, Syngnathiformes, Syngnathidae. Gene Ontology annotation, cellular component: membrane. The record is from RefSeq and is a predicted model, not a curated record.